AUGGUUACACCAGAAUAUGUGUUUUUCUAUAUAUCUGUAAUACUUGCUGUUAUAGUAACUGUGCUUGGCAACCUGCUUGUCAUAAUAUCGGUGUGUCACUUCAAACAGCUGCAUACGCCAACUAAUGUGCUUAUCCUUUCCUUAGCUGUGGCAGAUUUCAUGGUGGGACUGUUUGUGAUGCCACUGGGAUUCAUCUGGCUGGUGGAGGCAUGCUGGCUCUUUGGGACAUAUAUUUGUGCUUUUUUCAACUUUUUUGCAUUCCUGUUGACAGCAGCGUCUGUUCAUAAUGUGGCUCUAAUUGCAGUGGACAGAUACCUGGCUCUGAACAAUCCCUUUCUCUAUACCAAGCAAAUCACUGUGAAUUUCACUGUCAGUGUGGUCUUGUUUACCUGGGCGGUUUCAGUGGGGUAUAAUGUUUCUAUUCUUUACUGCAAUGGGAUUUUCACGACCUUGCUGACACUGUGUCCGAGCGAGUGUCCCAUUGCUUUCAGCAAAAUUUGGUCUUUGGUUGAUUUUGUGGUGGUGUUUGCAUUACCUUGCUCCAUCAUGAUUAUAUUGUAUCUCAAAAUCUUUGCCAUUGCCAGGAAGCACGCCAAUGCCAUCAGGGCAGCUAAUGGUAAUCAGAUCAAUGUAAAUGGAAGCAAGAAUGAGAACAUGCCCAAACGAUCUGAGAGAAAAGCUGCCAGAGUGCUGGGAAUACUUGUGUUUGUAUUUUUGUUAUGUGUUGUUCCAUAUUUCACUGCUAGUGUCAUGGCUAGGUUUAUCAACGGCCAAGUGUUUGAGAUUGUGCUAAAGUAUAUGUCCCUUAUACUUUACCUGAAUUCCAUGUUUAAUCCAAUUAUUUAUGCUUUGUUCUACCCCUGGUUUCAAAAUAGCGUGAAGUUGACUUUGAGGUGUCGUAUAUGUACCCCCGAGUCCUCUUUCAUGCAGCUGAAGUGA
Molecule: messenger RNA, 939 nt
Organism: Alosa sapidissima (American shad)
Lineage: Eukaryota; Metazoa; Chordata; Actinopteri; Clupeiformes; Clupeidae
Product: trace amine-associated receptor 13c-like
Exons: 1
Coding region: 1-939 (312 amino acids)
Biological process (GO): G protein-coupled receptor signaling pathway
Cellular component (GO): membrane
Molecular function (GO): trace-amine receptor activity
Source: RefSeq, a predicted model, not a curated record